GGAAUGGAACUUUGAGAAUUUAUGAUAAUGAUGAGGUGAUAAGAAAAUUGUAAACAAUUGACCGAACUGUUUGCUAUGUAAUUAGAUAAGAAUCAAAUACAUUCAGAUGACGAGAGUAGUUUCGAAAUAAUAUUUCAUUGCUCGUCUGUCCGGCCAGCGGAGCGGUGUUUUAAUAAGUUAAUUAAUUUAAAUUAAAUAAAUAUAAACCAAAAAUGGUGAACUUCACUGCUCGUGGUCUAAUGCCCCCGGUCUUCACUCCACUCAAUGACGAUCACACCAUAAACUAUGGAGUCAUUCCAGCUUACGCCAAGUUCUUGGCUGAUUCAGGGAUUAAAUCCGUUUUGGUGGGAGGCACAACAGGCGAGCAUAUGUCUCUAUCAGUAGCAGACAGGAAGAAAGUCGUUGAUGCUUGGGUCGUAGCCGCCAAGACUACUGGUCUCCACAUACAGGUGCAAGUUGGUGGAGCGCCAUUGGCUGAUGUUACUGAACUGGCCCGUUACUGUCAAGAUGUCGGAGCGGACUCCUUGCUCACCCUCCCUGAACUGUACUUCAAACCAGCCACAGUCGAUGACCUGGUGUUCUACGUAUCUCAAGUCGCUAAGGCUGCUCCCAAACUGCCAGUAUUGUACUACCAUAUACCCAGUAUGAGCAAGGUUGAAAUCAAUAUGCCAGCCUUCGUAACAGCAGCUACAGCGAGUAUCCCUAACUUCAAGGGCAUUAAGUUCACCUCUAACGACCUCAGCGAAGGUGCUCAAGUCCUCAGAGCCCUGAAGGAUGGCCAGGAAAUGUUCCUCGGAGCUGAUACGCUCAUAGCACCAGCAGCGCUCUUGGGAAUCAAAUCCAGCAUCGGAACAAGUUUCAACCUGUUCCCGAAACUGGCGCAGGAAAUCUUAGAAGCCGUCGAGAAGAACGAUGUAGCCAAAGCCAGGGCUUUGCAGGAAAAGCUUAGCUUAGCUAUUGAAGCUCACACUGUUGAAGAGAGUUCCAUUAAUAGAGGUCCCUGGGUACCCAUAAUGAAGGCUGGUAUGGAGAUAGCUACUGGCAUCAAGGUUGGACCUCCUUCUCUUCCACAGAAGCCUCUCUCUUCUGAAGCCAAGCAAAGGAUUCACUCGAAACUGAGGACUCUUGGACUGAGCAAGUGAAAAUGUACCUUAUAACCUUGGAAGUAACGUUUAUUCUCGAAAAGCAAGCAUUUAUUAUAAAAUCAUGUUGUUGUUGAUAAUAUAUUAUAUUUUUUAACUGUU
Messenger RNA from Spodoptera frugiperda (fall armyworm), 1244 nucleotides. Its product is annotated as N-acetylneuraminate lyase. The transcript is spliced from 8 exons. Gene Ontology annotation, biological process: N-acetylneuraminate catabolic process. Gene Ontology annotation, molecular function: N-acetylneuraminate lyase activity; 4-hydroxy-tetrahydrodipicolinate synthase activity. NCBI's taxonomy places the organism in Eukaryota, Metazoa, Arthropoda, Insecta, Lepidoptera, Noctuidae. The record is from RefSeq and is a predicted model, not a curated record. The coding region runs from base 213 to 1142 and encodes 309 amino acids.